AUGGGUAAAAUGAACUUCGCUGGGUUUGAUCAGUUUGUCAACGCCAUUGACGAGGCUGUUAGUCAACCUUGCUCAGACACGAUUACCACCGAACUGCGCGGCACAUUGUGCGAGUUGAUUCGUGAUGAGGGCAUCAAGUUGCCCAACUGCGUGUACCAACCGCAGGAAGAUCGCUACGCCCGGCGGGAACUUUAUACCAGCGAAGAACACGGCUACUCAGUCAUCGCUAUGACCUGGGGCGUCGGCCAGGGAACGCCGAUUCAUGACCACUGCGGCAUGUGGUGCGUGGAAGGUGUGUGGCAUGGCAACCUCGACGUAGUCCAGUACGCAUUGCUGGACCAGGCCGACGACAUGUUUAAGUUCAAAUCGGUCGGCGCGAUCAACGCGGGCUGCGGCUCGGCCGGAAGCCUGAUUCCGCCGCACGAGUAUCACACCAUUGCCAACGCAAGUGACGACGAUGUGGCUGUAUCAGUCCAUGUUUACUCGGGUGCCAUGGAGCGCUGCAACGUGUUCAACCCACUGGGCGACAAUAUGUACCAGCGCUGCCCAAGAGAGCUCUGCUUCGAUCAAUAA
Messenger RNA from Nerophis lumbriciformis (worm pipefish), 573 nucleotides. Lineage: Eukaryota; Metazoa; Chordata; Actinopteri; Syngnathiformes; Syngnathidae. The record is from RefSeq and is a predicted model, not a curated record.